AAACGAAACAUGUUCUGCCCUAUGGCACUGCCUCUUCCGUUUUAAAUGCAAGCUAACAUUAAAGUUGUUACAGUUUGAUUUUAACCUUACAGCUAAUCUGACCAUGCAGUCCCCUGUAAUAAAUAUCGCCUUAUUUUCAUUUCUACCCAUUUUUCUCGUGUCCCACCUUGGGAAGGUUGCUGCUGAAGGGAAUGGCAAAGGGUUUGGGGAUCACAUCAACUGGCGUUCUUUGGAGGAUGGGAAGAAAGAGGCAGAAGCAAGUGGUCUACCCCUCAUGGUCAUCAUCCAUAAGACUUGGUGUGGCGCCUGUAAAUCCCUGAAGCCAAAGUUUGCGGAGUCAAAGGAGAUCUCAGAGCUUGCCCACAACUUUGUGAUGGUCAACCUUGAAGAUGAAGAGGAGCCUAAAGAUGAGAAGUUCAGCCCAGAUGGUGGCUACAUUCCCAGAAUUCUUUUCCUUGAUCCUAGUGGAAAAGUUCGCAGUGAGAUAACUAAUAAAAAUGGAAACCCAAACUACAAGUAUUUCUACAGCAAUGCAGAACAAGUUUUGUCUGGAAUGAGGGAGGCCCAGGAGAAGCUCACCGGUGACGCGUUCAGGAAGCAGCACGUCGGGGAUGAGCUGUGAGCCACCAGAUAUGCAGACGUCCAAGAGGGUAUACUUCACUACACCACACACUACACACUAUCUCAACCACCAUCACCAUCUCCACUACUAACUUGGCUACAGCUAUCGUUCAACUAUGAGCAGUGUGGUCCGUUCACCUGUUUGGCCCUUGAGGAGCGCAACAGAUGAAUCGGUCAGACGAUGUUUUUGCUGGUGUGCAUUGCAUUUCGAGAACCAAAGCUGACCUCAUUCUGUCCGCUGAUAUCAGGUGCUAUGUACUUUGUUUGUUUUUACCUGGAAAUGUCAAGAAAUGCAAUGUUCUAAGGAGAGUCAAGACCAUAUUUGUACUGUAACGUUAGAGAAUUUGAAAUGUGUACAAAUGAAGUAAUACACCAUCCCUUUAUCAGUGGAUGUGUCUGUCCAUGUCGAACAAUGCGCUGUCAAAAGGGCCAUAGGUACUUAAUUAUAUUACACUAUUGUGCAGAAAAUAAUGGCACAUAUUAUGCUUAUGGGCAUCCAGUUCUUUUAAUGUCUUUAUUCCUGCCAAACGAUUGGGCUAUAAUCUGUAAUUGAUAUAAUGGCCUUGGUUUUGUAGACUAGUUUUUAUCUGUGGAAAUCUGAAUUGGCUUAUAGUGCAUACUGGCUUGACUGAAGUAUGUUAUUAUUGACUGGUCUGUGUGAUGAGGCUUUUACCACACUGUAUUUUCUACAUGUAUGUAUUCAGCCAAAUUGAAGAAUAAACUAAAUUGUUUUAUACCAA
Alosa sapidissima (American shad) is the source of this 1361-nucleotide messenger RNA. RefSeq names its product thioredoxin domain containing 12 (endoplasmic reticulum) (gene txndc12). The transcript has 7 exons. The coding region runs from base 104 to 622 and encodes 172 amino acids. Gene Ontology annotation, cellular component: endoplasmic reticulum. Lineage: Eukaryota; Metazoa; Chordata; Actinopteri; Clupeiformes; Clupeidae. The record is from RefSeq and is a predicted model, not a curated record.